AUGCCUCCCAAGUUCGACCCAUCAGAGGUUAAGAUCAUCUACCUCAGAGCUACCGGUGGUGAAGUUGGUGCUUCAUCAGCUUUGGCCCCUAAGAUCGGUCCUCUUGGUUUGUCUCCCAAGAAGGUCGGAGAAGAUAUCGCCAAGGCUACUGGUGAUUGGAAAGGUCUCCGAGUAACUUGUCAACUUACCAUCCAAAACAGACAAGCUACCGUCUCCGUUGUCCCCUCCGCCUCUUCCCUCGUCAUCAAGGCUCUUAAAGAACCAGUACGAGACCGAAAGAAGGAGAAGAACAUCAAACACUCUGGUAACAUCCCUCUUGACCAAAUCUAUGACAUCGCCCGAAAAAUGGCCCACAAAUCAUUCGCCAAAUCACUUUCAGGUGGUGUUUGUGAGAUCCUCGGUACCGCUCACUCUGUAGGAUGUACCGUUGACGGUAGAUCUCCUCACGAUAUCAUUGAAGCUAUCCACGAUGGUGAGAUCGUUGUUCCCGAUGAGUAA
This is a messenger RNA of Kwoniella shivajii, 498 nucleotides long. Its product is annotated as 60S ribosomal protein L12. Gene Ontology annotation, molecular function: large ribosomal subunit rRNA binding; structural constituent of ribosome. The transcript is spliced from 5 exons. Gene Ontology annotation, cellular component: cytosolic large ribosomal subunit; ribosome. Bases 1 to 498 code for a protein of 165 amino acids. The record is from RefSeq and is a predicted model, not a curated record. Gene Ontology annotation, biological process: translation. NCBI's taxonomy places the organism in Eukaryota, Fungi, Basidiomycota, Tremellomycetes, Tremellales, Cryptococcaceae.